Messenger RNA from Malassezia pachydermatis, 1356 nucleotides. RefSeq names its product sugar transporter. Bases 1 to 1356 code for a protein of 451 amino acids. Gene Ontology annotation, biological process: transmembrane transport. The record is from RefSeq and is a predicted model, not a curated record. The transcript has 5 exons. Gene Ontology annotation, molecular function: transmembrane transporter activity. Lineage: Eukaryota; Fungi; Basidiomycota; Malasseziomycetes; Malasseziales; Malasseziaceae.
AUGACCCCCGCACUCGGGCGUCGUGGUGCGUGGGGGAACGCGCGCGGGUACCAUGUGCGCUUGUGGGUGCUAUGUGGACUGGGAUGGGCCGCUGAUAAUAUGUGGCUCCAAGGCGUAGCGAUGAGCCUGCCGUCGCUGCAAGCCACCUGGCACAUUCCCGAUGCGCGUAUUGGGCUCAUGACAGCGAGUAUGUUUACUGGCAUGAUGAUCGGCGCGCUGGGAUGGGGCGUGUGGGCAGACCAGCAAGGCCGGCAUGGCGUGUACCGCUCCACCCUUCUUGUUGCCGCCUUCGGUGGUCUUGGGCUCUCGAUGGCGCCGACGUACUUGAUGGCUUGCUUUUUCAGUAUCGUUCUUGGCACAGGGAUCGGGGGAAGCAUGCCUAUCGAUGGGACGCUGUUGCUAGAGUCGUUGCCGCACGCUUUGCACCAUUGGCUCACAGGGCUGUCGGUGUGCUUUGCCCUAGGCUCUGUCAUUUGCGCGGGCCUCGCCUACACAAUCCUCCCCGCCUGCAACGAUGCAUCGUGUGCACAAGCGUGGCGACACCUGGUAUUGGUGCUCAGCGGACUGACCUUGGCCGCCGCCAUCGCUCGGCGGUGGGGGUCGACGACAUACGAAAGCCCAAGGUUCCUAGCAGCGCAAGGCCGUUGGGAUGAUAUGGCCCUUGUCCUAGAGGCUACCUCGACACUCGAUGAAGACGAGGCAUGGAUCCACGACGAGCCAGAUCCAGCGCCAUGGCGUGAACAAGUCGGCCAUCUCGUCUCGCGUCCAUGCCGUCGAACCACGUACAUGGUAUGGCUUCUGUGGGCGAACAUGUCGCUAGGCUUCACAAUGUUUAACGCUCUAUACCCCCUUCUCCUACAGCGCAAACAGGCGGAUGUAAGUCAUGACGUGCUUUGGUACGCUGUGAGCUCGGUACCUGCCAGUCUGUGCGCCGCUGCGUGGCUCCGCACAGGCGCUACGUAUGCGAUGCCAUGCAUGCUCGGUGCGACGUCGCUGAGCCUGCUGUUGUUCGCGUGCGCACGCUCCUCACUGGCGAUUCGCAUAGCUGGGAUCAGCGUCUCGUUUACGGCGAAUACAGCCUAUGCGAUUUUGUACGGGACCACGCCCGAAAUGUUUCCGACACAGGUGCGUGGCACAGCCUGUGCGAUAGCCAGUGCCUUGGGCCGCGCUGCGGGGAUCCUAGCGCCUGUGCUGGCCAGUGCCUUGUUACCCGGCGAUGACAUGGCGCCUGUCUACAUGAAGCGUGGGGCGACCAGCGGCAGCUCCGACAAGCGGCGUGAAUUGGGCGUGCUGGGCGAUUCGAACCACCGGUUCUCGUGCAAGCGCGCAGCCUUGGUUGCGUUGCCGUUCCAGUAG